Thermothielavioides terrestris NRRL 8126 is the source of this 1118-nucleotide messenger RNA. RefSeq lists its product as uncharacterized. Bases 150 to 887 code for a protein of 245 amino acids. The transcript has a single exon. Gene Ontology annotation, molecular function: glutamic-type endopeptidase activity. Gene Ontology annotation, biological process: proteolysis. NCBI's taxonomy places the organism in Eukaryota, Fungi, Ascomycota, Sordariomycetes, Sordariales, Chaetomiaceae. The record is from RefSeq and is a predicted model, not a curated record.
CCCUGCGGCCCAGCGUCUAUAAGAAGAGCACAAGAAUCUCCUUGUUGAUCAUUCCUCUCCUCCCCAGGCUCUCACGCUCAAGAGCUCGCUACUCAGAGACUCCUUUCUCUGUCAGUCCUCAGACCCCGCACGUCGCUUGCUUCAUCAUCAUGAAGAACGCGAUCCUCAUCGCCGCCGCUGUCGGCCUCGCCGCUGCCCUCCCGCAGCCCGGUGCGCCCCUGACCCGCCGCGGCGGGACUCGGCCUCCCCACCACUCGGCCCCCCGGAGGAACACGACGUAUCCGGAGUAUUCGUCCAACUGGGCGGGCGCGGUGCAGAUCGGCACCGGCUUCACCUUCGUCACGGGCACCAUCACGGUGCCGUCGGUGUACAAUGGCAACCCGUACUCGGCGGCAUCCGCCUGGGUCGGCAUCGACGGCGACACGUGCCAGACGGCGAUCCUGCAGACGGGCGUGUCCUUCUACGGCGACGGCUCGUACGACGCCUGGUACGAGUGGAUCCCGGACUACUCGUACUCCUUCUCCGGCUUCGGCCUCCGCGCCGGCGACGAGAUCCGCAUGACGGUCGACGCCACCUCCAAGACGACCGGCGUCGCCACGCUCGAGAACCUCUCGACCGGCGCCAAGGUCUCGCACACCUUCCGCAACACGCCCUCCACCCUGUGCGAGACCAACGCCGAGUGGAUCGUCGAGGACUUCGAGAGCGGCGGCAGCCUCGUGCCCUUCGCCGACUUCGGCACCGUCACCUUCACCGACGCCUACGCCACCGGCUCCGGCGGCCAGGUCACGCCCCAGGGCGCCACCAUCAUCGACAUCCGCCAGAGCGGCAGGGUCCUGACCAACUGUGGCACCAGCGGCGCCGACCUCACCUGCACCUACACCGGUUAAGAUGUCCCGUGGGCUCAUAGCUGGACGGACGACGGGAGGUGGUUGGGUGGGUUUGGGGUUUGACGGGCGGCAGUUCCUAAAUGGUCAACCUAGACUGUUCAUAGCUUCAUGAAUAGUGUACAUACUGUGCUCCCGGGGUUGCCAGAGAGAUCGUGGAUGAAGCGGACACUCUGUCGCUAGCUUAUCAGCCAAGCAAUGAAAAGCAUGACUGGGUUUCCUGUCACUUCUUGC